GGGCUGACGCGGGCGGAGCGGGGCGGGCGGGCGGCGAGAGAGUCGCGGCUGCCGCCACCUUCCGCACACCAGCAGCAGCAGCGGCAGCAGCGCGGGGCUCUGCGGAGCGGCGGGAGCGCCAAUGCCCGGACCGACCCAAGCCCUGUCCCCAAAUGGCGAGAACAACAACGACAUCAUUCAGGAUAACGGGACCAUCAUCCCCUUCAGGAAGCACACGGUGCGGGGGGAGCGCUCCUACAGUUGGGGAAUGGCGGUCAACGUGUACUCUACCUCUAUAACCCAAGAGACUAUGAGCAGACAUGACAUCAUCGCAUGGGUUAAUGAUAUAUUAGCUUUAAACUACACAAAAGUUGAACAACUCUGUUCAGGAGCAGCUUACUGCCAGUUCAUGGACAUGUUGUUCCCAGGGUGCAUUAGCUUGAAGAAAGUAAAGUUUCAAGCAAAGCUGGAGCAUGAGUACAUUCACAACUUCAAACUUCUGCAGGCAUCAUUUAAAAGAAUGAAUGUGGAUAAGGUAAUUCCCGUGGAAAAACUGGUCAAAGGGCGCUUCCAAGACAACUUAGAUUUCAUUCAGUGGUUUAAGAAGUUCUUUGAUGCUAACUAUGAUGGGAAGGAGUACGAUCCUGUGGAAGCUCGACAAGGCCAAGAUGCUCUUCCCCCACCAGAUCCUGGUGAACAGAUCUUCAACCUGCCCAAAAAGUCUCACCAUGCAAACUCUCCAACUGCAGGUGCUGCUAAGUCCAGUCCAGCUUCUAAACCAGGAUCAACACCUUCUCGCCCAUCUUCAGCAAAAAAAGCUGCACCCAGCAGCUCAGCAUCCAAAUCAGAUAAAGAUUUGGAAACUCAAGUCAUACAGCUCAGCGAACAGGUACAUUCGUUAAAACUUGCACUUGAAGGCGUGGAGAAGGAAAGGGAUUUCUACUUUGGCAAAUUAAGGGAGAUUGAACUUCUCUGCCAGGAACACGGGGGAGAGAAUAAUGAUCUUGUCAAUCGGCUAAUGGAAGUCCUUUAUGCUUCAGAAGAACAUGAGAGCCACACAGAUGAUCAUGAAGGUGAAGAGCAAGUCCAUGAACAGCCCCAGCAGCAGGAUGAGUACUGACUCAUGCAGCAUCUCUGACAAUUUUCGUUUUGUGUUAGAACUUUCUUCUGGAGAAUGGAACAUGUGCGGCCUCAAACUUGAAAUCAGUUCACUCCCAGUCUGCCAUUAACAUUUAUGUACCAUAGUGAGUGCCAGCCAACCACUGCAUUCUGUACCAAUACUUUGCCAAGAUGCAUUUGCAGACGUCCUCUUUCAGUGUAUCUUCCCAAGAGGUUGUAGGGCUACAUCACCUACUGUACAUCACUGCAACUUCACCACUUGGCUGCUUGAGAUUUGUUCUGCUCUUUAAAAAUAUAUAUAUUUAUUUUUUUUCUUUUUUGUCUUAAGUAUGAUACACUUGUAACUUGUUCUAACAUAUUUAUAUUGGCAUUUUGUGUGGCAAGAAGUUCCGUACCACUAGCUGUGUUUCUCACUUUGUGGUGCUUUCGCGUUUUCUAGUACAUCUGCCUUGGGGCAUAAAUUUGGUCAAACAAUUGGAAUAAAGGGAUACAGUGGAUGUCAUACUCAAGCCAUAACGAUGAGGUGUGUUGUGGAAGAAAAUGCUCAUGUUGCUCAUGUUUAUUCCUUUCCUGCCUUCACAGGCAGAGCAUCUGUUUCAAUGGGAGAUUUAAACCCCUAUGUUAGAAAGCUGCGUGGUAUGUUUUUUGGCUUAUUUCUGGAGAAACAGAUAUCCACUUAAGUUUUUUGAAAACUCUCCCAGUUUCGUGACUAGUAAACAGACAUUUCCCAGCUUUUCUUCCUUCCUGAGGAAUCCAGUCCCAGCUCCAACUGCAGCUCUGCCUCCGCAGAGCUCAGUGCUGAUGGAGGAGAGAAAUCUCCUUGACACAAGUAUAGCUGCAGGACAUGAUUUCUGCCAUCAUCCUUGGCUUCCCACCCCUCAGAAAAGGACAAAGUAGGCCAGCCAUUUCUUUUUGCUUUCUUUCUCCCCUCCACUGCCCCAUCCAUAAAAGUAUGGAAGACAGAAAUUUUCUCACUAGUGCAAGGUAUGGGGAAAAACCAGCAACAGCACUAGCCAUGAACCCCUCCCCAAACCCUAUGUAAGUGAGUCGUGGACACCUCACGGGUUUGAGGCUGCUUCCAAAGCAUGGAGAGGCAGUGAGGAGUCCUGGAGACAGGGCACACGUAAGAGGGGGACCAUCUAACAUAAGGGGACAGAGCAGCUUCUGCUCUGGGCUGACCUUCCUUCAUCAAGGCCCUGGAGAUGUCUGCAGUGAGAGUGUUCCCUUCCAGUGCGGUCCCAUGACCCUGUUCUAAAUGAUGGUAUUUUAUAAACAGUGGUAUCUUGGAGUAUAUAAAGCAUUCCUCGUUCUUCUCAUAAAACUGCGUCUCUCUGAUUAUUUAAUGCUUGGUAUUCUUGGUUUCUCACUUGAUCUUCUGAACUGGAGAUUGCUAUGCUGAUUUAGCAGGUACGUGGAAAUCCCAUCCCAAUUGGCAUUCACUGAAAAACUCCAAAGCUUGUUGAACAGCUAAAUCAUUUUAGAUGUUCAUAGGCUCCUAAAGUGUACGUUCCCAGCUUAUGGUUCCAUGGAAAGGUUUUCAAUUAAUCAACCCUCGGGCACACACAAGCACGACACAUGCAGUUUUCCAUUCCUAAUCAAUCUUUUGCAGCUAAGUGGCUCUUAGUUAAAUGUGAGAACCCUGCUGUUGUGUUGCACCACCGAAAAUAUAUAAAAUACUGUUAAGCACUAGAACAGGUAUUUCCAGUUCCUUAAUCCUCCCCCUGCACAACAGAAGAGUUUCUGGACCCUGCAGGCUGAAGUUUUGCCAGCCCUGCAAUCCAGUACUGACUUCACAUCCUACUUAGUGAUGAAGUCAAAGUACUUGCAACCUGCAGGCCAGCACUUUCCUCUCCCAUUUCAAUUGGUUGAAAAUAAGGUCUGGUUUAAUUAUUUAAAAAAUGUGUAUAUUCCAAAAUAAGUAUUUCCAAGAAUCACCACAAUGGGGGAAUUGUCAUUUUUGUUGUAUUUGUGUUUAUUAGAACAUAUGUACUUAUUACAAUUGUCAUUGUAAUAAAUGGUAGUUCUUCAUAA
Messenger RNA from Pseudopipra pipra, 3129 nucleotides. RefSeq names its product microtubule associated protein RP/EB family member 2 (gene MAPRE2). The transcript is spliced from 7 exons. Lineage: Eukaryota; Metazoa; Chordata; Aves; Passeriformes; Pipridae. The record is from RefSeq and is a predicted model, not a curated record. Gene Ontology annotation, biological process: protein localization to microtubule; spindle assembly; regulation of microtubule polymerization or depolymerization. Gene Ontology annotation, molecular function: microtubule plus-end binding. Gene Ontology annotation, cellular component: cytoplasmic microtubule; microtubule plus-end; spindle midzone. Bases 122 to 1099 code for a protein of 325 amino acids.